Messenger RNA from Tuber aestivum (summer truffle), 1093 nucleotides. Lineage: Eukaryota; Fungi; Ascomycota; Pezizomycetes; Pezizales; Tuberaceae. The record is from the annotation of a GenBank genome assembly.
AAUAUAUAUAGUUUCUCCUUCUCACAAGUUCACCUCUUUCUUUUUCGCCAUCAGUUCUUUCGGCUCAGGCCCUUAAUCUACAGCGGUACCGUACUACUAAGUACGUCCCCCCAGGUCAAACAAAUACUUUAAAACAACCCCCAGAUACCUACCUAUUGUCUAUCCAUAAUGUUCUCGGCCCCGAUCUCAAGUGUGCUCUUAGCUUUGCUCAUCGUCAUCUUGCAAACCCUUACGGCAAUAUCCGCAUUACCUACCAGCACCGCAACCACGAGCACCAUUGCACUCUUCGCACUACUCAUAAUCGUUCUCCAAACCCUCACCGUGCCACCGGUAUCGAUAUUACCUACCAACACCACCCCUAGCACCAGUUCACCGCUCGAUACAAGACCAAGUUCAGACACCAACCUGAACUACAACUUGAACAACAAUAAUAACAAUGAUAACAAGAACAUUGUCAACGUCAUUCCUCCUACCGAUAAUACGAACGGAAAUAACUCUACCGCUUCGAAGUAAGUCCAUCCAUCCACCCCUCUCUCCUUCGCUAGUCCGUCCAUAACUACACAGUACUAAAUCGAUUCUCACAUUAUAGUAAGGCAACCCCCGGUCAAAUUAUCGGAGCGGCCAUCGGUACUCUGUGCACAAUCGCACUGGCCCUAGCCCUGAUAUUCUGGUGCUGCUUUGCUCAGCAUCAGCGCAGAAAGCGGGAAAUCAGGACGGCGAACGAGAGGGGGGCCACAACCGAGAGCACGGAACGGUCGGGUCCUAGUUAUGGCUAUUCAGGAAGUGUCGAUGUAGGACAUAUCGUUUGAUUCACAGCUUGGCUUGCUUGGUUGCUUGUUGAAAGAUUUUCCGGGAAGCAUGUUUGGGAAUUCUCUCACUCACUGUAAUUUGCUUCUUCACUUUCUUCAGUUCUCAUCCUAUCCGUUACCUAGAGAGGACUACAAGUCGGCAUACAAAAUCCGACGCUGGCUCACACGCUUUUUUGCCCACUUUUCGGCUGCCCCCUCCCUAUGUUUUUGUAUUCAUUAUUGUUUUUGGCAGCCCUAUGAGUAGUAAAUACAUUAAAAGCAUAAGCUAGGCUUAUUCGCGGUUA